Messenger RNA from Bicyclus anynana (squinting bush brown), 3521 nucleotides. It is a transcript of the gene pio, whose product is annotated as cuticlin-4. The record is from RefSeq and is a predicted model, not a curated record. The transcript is spliced from 10 exons. Lineage: Eukaryota; Metazoa; Arthropoda; Insecta; Lepidoptera; Nymphalidae. The coding region runs from base 364 to 1602 and encodes 412 amino acids.
AGUAACCAGUACCUAACUUGAAUUCCGAACGCGCGGUCGCCAUGCGAGACGUCAAAACGAUUUUAAACGAAAACGAACAUAUUCCAAAUUCAAAUUAAAACGUCAUAAUUCAAAUAUUCGAAUAUUUAUUUAACAAUCUAAUAUUUAUGUUGUGUUUGGAAUAAUAUUUGAAAAAGGAACGCGAUUGUUAGCAUAUGGCCAGUCCAAGGAUGUGAACUUUUUUAUUUUUUUUUAUAUGAGUGUGCUACAAAGGAAUGUGGUUUUAGUGUCGAUGCACAUAAGGACGUGUAUUCCGUGAUUUGUGUGUGAAGGUGCCUUGCAAGUUUAAGUUUUGUUUAAAAAUAAGUUUUUAAAGACUGAAGCAUGUGGCGCCUCCUAGUGGUAGCGCUAUUCGCGACCGCGCGUUCUAAGCAGAUACCCUCCGAAACCGAUUUAGCUACGUCAUCAGUAGCGACGGCCACGGAUGCAGUGACAGAUUGGCCCGAGGCGCUAGCACCCCUCGACACCCUCGCCGUCGCCUGCGAGAAGGACAACAUGCACGUCACCGUCUCGCUCGCGCACACACUCACACAUCCCAACAGCGUGUACGACACGUUCAACGGCAUAGUGUACCCAGCCGGGCUCGGCACUAACUCCACGUGCCUGCGCGAGUACGUGUCGGCGAAAGGCGACCUGCAGUACACGGUACCGCUGAAAGGAUGCAACACCAUGUCCAUUGAUAACGAGGACGGCACGGUGGAAUACUACAACAACAUCAUAGUGCAGCCCCACUUGCGCCUGGUGACGGGGCAGGGCCGGGGUUACCACGUGCGCUGCCGCUACCGUCGCCGCGACCUCACGCUGUACCACAUGCACCGGCCGCGUGCCGACCGCCUCACCGCCGACAACGAUGAGUACGACGAAGACUCAGGCCUGUUGCCGUCUGUCACGAUGAAGAUAUUCAAGGGUGACCCCGAAGAUAAGGAGGUGGCGUCGAACGUCAAGAUCGGUGACAGUCUGACACUGGUGGUGUCGCUAGAGAAGCAGCGGCAGUACGGAUUGCUGGUGUCCGAGUGCUCGGUGCGCGACGGUCUCGGCUGGGCCGAGCAGAGCCUAAUCGCUGACGAUGGCUGCCCGCUGGACGGCGAGAUCAUGGGGCUGUUCCAGUACUCCGGGGCGCGGCAGGAGGCGCGCGUGUCGUUCCCCGCGCACAAGUUUCCCUACACCGCCUCCGUGUACUACACGUGCGAGGUCAAGCUGUGCGACCUCAACCACCCCACCGACUGCGAGCCGUGUUCCCAUAAGAAGAACCGUGUCCGUCGUCAGUCGGACGACGGCGCGCCGGCCACUGUGGAGGUGUUCUCUGGACUGUGGGUCAACGAGGCAGACUCGCCCGACAACGAUGACGUCACAUCGGAGAAGAAAGAAGACACCAUCUGCAUAUCGCAGCGUCACUUCGCGAUCGCCAUUUGCGUGGCGGGCGUCAUCCUGAUGAUAUGCGUCAUCGCUGCCAUCGCCUUCAUACUGGCGCGCCGGCGGAACCCCAAAGCCUACUCCAGAACAGGCAGCUCUCUCUACAGCACACUCCCUUACACCAACACUGGUUACUCGCAGACAAGUUAAACACCCUGUAUAAUGUCCUAACUAGGCCUAAAUUAUUCCAAGGUUUGGACUAAAAUGAUAGAAGUUAAAUCCGUUGAUUUUUUUUUUUUGGGUUGGGAUUGUCGUACGCACAGGGUUCUAUAAUGGUCAUGUUUAUAAACAUAGUUUUUUUUUUUAAUAUAAAUUUUCAAUUUAGCAUUAACAAUGAUCGUGCUAAAUAAAAACAUGCUAAAUUUCUUGUCGUACAAUAUACCUACGACAAAAUAGUGACAAAAAUCUGGUAUGUGCGAAAAGAACACGAAAUGUUUUAUACUAAAAAGAAUGGGAUAGAUGAUAGGGUAAACAACCCUGCUAGUGUCAUUUAGAUUUUAAAUUAACAAAGUGCGACGAAUUCAAAUUGGUUUUCAGGUACAACGAAAUUUUAAUUUGUGAGUUUGCAUUUUGUGUGUGAUUGUGUGUUAGCCAUUUUGUGUGUGUUUAUAUAUGAUUUUAUAUACGUACCUACAACUAAAAUAAAAAAUUAACAAGAUUAAAUUCAUUAAACAGAGGGUAGCUAGCCGCUAAAUAAAAUAUAGUUUCUAUAUCUAUUAGUAAUUUAAAUAUAGAAUGUUGUGUUCAAAAAACCGCAACGAUUCAGUCAUUGUUUAAGUUUAGGUUUUAUGGAAUAAAAUAAUUUUAAGUUGUAUAAGUAUUUUUGAAUUCACAUAGAUAAAAAUUAAAUAACCUAUCUAAUUUUUGUGAUAAUUCGUGCAUUAUUAUUAUCCGUCCAUAAAUUAUAUUCUAAGUUUUUAUUUUAUUGGAAGGUUGCCUUGCAUUACGUAAUAUUUUAUUUUAUAAUCGAAUUUGUAGCAAAAGUUUCAAAAUCUUUUCUACAAUUUUUGACUCAAUUAUUAUAUUAGAUGAUUGUAUUCAGUUUAGGACUUGUGUUAACUAAGUUAUAAUUUAUAAUAACAGUAACUACAAGAAUAUAAACCUACCAACAUAAUUUAGUCAUAGACAAGCUGGUAUGUUUUUCCGGUGGCGGGAAAUCCAAUCUAUGGUUUAAAGAUUUAAAAACAAUUUAUAGUGAAACUACAAAAUAUCUGUGAUUUUAUAUGUAUUAUAUAAUUUAUAUAUCUAUAAUCAAAAAUAUUGUAAUAGUUAAUUUAAGAAUUCACACAUAUAAUACAAAACAGUAGUUAGUCAUUUAUUAAUAUUUUAUGAUUAUAUGAUGUGUCAAUUAACUUCUAUAAAUGGAUGCCAUACUGAUUUUAAUUUCCUAAUAUGUUUAGUAUAUAGCAAAGUUACUUAAUCCAUCCAAUAUAGGUGCUAUUUUUUAUAAUAUAGCUUAUUGUAUUGCUUAGUUUUUGCACAGACUUGAAGAAAAAGAUAGACGAUAAAUAGAGUGCUUUGAAAUCAAAAAAAUAAGUAGGCAACAUUAGGUUUUAUCAUAUAUUUUGUUUGUCUACAAAACAAUAGGGUAGAACCAACAUCAGUUUAUUUUUUUCUCUUCAUACAAGAACACUGACCUUAAUUGAUAUAAAAUAAUAAUGAUAAAUUAGUGACUCAAGGCGUAAUUAUUGAACUAUAUUUUAUGAUGUAAAAUACGUUGUUUGUUAUAGAUUUGCGUCUUUUUCAUCAUUUUGAUUUUAUAUGUUUUCCAGGUAGGUUGAUCUUGCUACAUUUAGAAAAAAAUAUAUUUGAUUUAUUUGGCAUAAGGUCAAGAGAACACCGCCGUCUACUUUUCCCCAAGUCUGUGAUUUUCGCUUCCUAUGUAUAUUUUUGGUAACAACGAAUUUUGAUACGUGUUUCAUACUUACUCCAUUGAUUAACUUUACGAUGUACUUACUAGUUGUUUUUUUUUUUUGUAGCAAUGGGGUUCUGGAACCGUAUCGAAAUGUUAAACCGUUGAAGGUUUACUCUGUACGAAUUUUUAACAAAUAUACUGACUUUAAAUAUAA